This is a messenger RNA of Culex pipiens pallens (northern house mosquito), 1047 nucleotides long. Its product is annotated as GPN-loop GTPase 2. The coding region runs from base 77 to 1000 and encodes 307 amino acids. The transcript has a single exon. Gene Ontology annotation, molecular function: GTPase activity. Lineage: Eukaryota; Metazoa; Arthropoda; Insecta; Diptera; Culicidae. Gene Ontology annotation, cellular component: cytoplasm. The record is from RefSeq and is a predicted model, not a curated record.
AAGUUUGGAGUGAAAUCAAAACAACAAGCAUUCGUUCGGUGGCGGUUCUCCCGCGGCAACAAGAAAAAAUCGCAAAAUGCAGAAGCAAGUGGCCACCCUCCAGACCAGGAAGCCGCUGUUCGGUCAGCUGGUGAUCGGUCCUCCGGGCUCGGGCAAAACCAGCUACUGCAGUCGAAUGAAGACGUUUCUCGGCAAGCUGGAACGCGAAGUGACCGUAGUUAAUCUGGAUCCGGCCAACGAUAACAUGGAGUACGAAAGUGCCAUCGAUAUUAUGCAGCUCGUAACGGUGCAGGACGUGAUGGAGCAGUUCGGGCUGGGGCCAAACGGAGCGUUGAUUUACUGCAUGGAGUUCCUGGAGGCCAAUUUCGGAUGGCUGCUGGAACAGCUGAAGGCGAGCAGUUGUAAGUACUUUAUCUUUGAUUGCCCGGGGCAGGUUGAGCUGUACACGCACCACAAUGCUAUGCGGAAUAUAUUCGAGAAGCUGGACCAGUUGGGUUACCGCCUGUGUACGGUUCACCUCGUAGAAUCGCAUCACUGCUCGGAACCGCACAAGUUCAUCUCGACACUGCUGUUGUCCCUGCACACGAUGCUACAGAUGGGUCUGCCCCACGUAAAUGUCCUCAGCAAGGCCGACCUGUUGAAGGAGUAUGAAUCCAAGCUGGCCUUCAACGUCGAGUAUUACACCGAGGUUCUGGAUCUAAACUAUCUGCUCGAGUGCAUUGAACACUCGUCAAUCGGGGGAAUAAACAGGACCAAGUACAAAAAGCUGGACGCGGCCAUCGUGUCCAUGGUGGAGGACUACGGUCUUGUGUCGUUCCAUUUGCUAGACUCAAACAAGGACGAGAGUCUGCUGCGCCUUAAGAAUGCCGUAGACAAAGCUAACGGGUACGUGUACGGAGCCGGAGAAGAACAAAACGUGAACACGCUGCUGGCAUGCGCCGUAGGCGCAGAAACGCAGACCGAACGGAUGGAACGCGACGUAGAUCCAUAUCGGAGUUAGGGCUUUCGGAAUUAAAUUCUUAAUUUGCAAAAAAAAACUUCUCCCAA